GCCGGGCCUGCCGCCGCGCCCCCUCCCGCUCCUUCUCGCUCCUUCCCCGGCCCGGUGUGUGGGAGGCGCCGGGCCCGCUCGGAAGGAACGCCGACGCGCUCAAUGCCCAGGCAGUACUCAAAUGUUCUUCCUCUAUCAGAGCGGAGCUGAACUGUGAUCGCAGCUGGCUUCCUCGCUCCUGCCGCUGGACUUUGCCCCGUGGUGGAAUGCUGUGUUGGUUAACUGUUGUGAGGCCUGGGAGGGAGAGCGCUGAUGUGCGGCCCUGGGGAGAGCUGGGCGAUGCAUGGCUCAUGGAAAGGCACAUUUCUGUUCUCGCUUUAAGGUGUUCUGUUGGAAUAUACGUCGCACAUUUAUGGCGAUUCUGAGUGUGAGGGCAGACUUCUGCCAGGCCCAGCACAGCAUCCUGGCUGACAAGUGAGCUGAGUGCAGGGGGUUCUACGUGCCAUAAUUACUUUGCCUUGAAGACUCCAGACACAGUGAACACACUCAAAUAUAUGGGAUAUCUUCUAAACAUUGGAAGCAUAUUCCUUUUACUGACUCUAGCAAAACUAAGCAUCAAGAAAACAAAGUGGAGAGAAAAUCUGCUGCCCUUACUUUUUUGCCUCACCAGUGCCUAAAUGUAGAACAGGCUGCCUAGUCUUGCAUGUAGUCAGAAUUUUUGGAGUCUGAAGGAUACCACCUGCAGUAAUUGAGGCUGAAGUUGAAUUCAAGUGGAUUCUGAAGCAAACCUGCUUUUCUAGAAGCGAAUUCUUUAAGGAACAAACACGUCAAAGCAAGCUCUGAUCAAUCCCAGGCAUUUUAGUGGUCUUUUUAAUGUUUUCUGCUGUGAAACGUUUCCAAGGUUAUUGAUUUUUUUUAAAUUUUUUUUUUUUGGCCCCUUACACGUUUUAUUUGCCAUUAUGAACCGUCCAGCCCCCGUGGAAAUUACUUAUGAGAAUAUGCGUUUCCUGAUCACUCACAACCCAACCAAUGCAACCCUCAGCAAGUUCAUAGAGGAGCUGAAGAAGUACGGAGUGACAACCUUGGUGCGAGUUUGUGAUGCCACUUAUGAUCAAGCUCCUAUUGAAAAAGAAGGAAUCCAGGUUCUAGACUGGCCAUUUGAUGAUGGAGCACCACCCCCGAAUCAGAUAGUUGACGACUGGCUAAACCUGUUGAAAACCAAAUUUCGUGAAGAGCCUGGAUGCUGUGUCGCUGUUCACUGUGUUGCAGGGUUGGGAAGGGCUCCUGUACUGGUUGCACUUGCUCUCAUUGAAUGUGGAAUGAAGUACGAAGAUGCAGUUCAGUUUAUAAGGCAGAAAAGGAGGGGAGCUUUCAAUUCCAAACAGCUGCUUUACCUUGAAAAAUACCGACCUAAGAUGCGAUUACGCUUCAAAGAUGCCAACGGUCACUGCUGUGUUCAAUAAAAAAAAAAAAAUCUCAAACGAAGGCAGAAGUUAGCAUGGCUGUUUUCUGGACUCUUGGCACCUGGAAAUGUGAAUCUGGAAUCAAACUACGUCAUCAAAUUAGUGGUGGAGUCAGUGCUCCUCAACCUCUGUCCU
Messenger RNA from Haliaeetus leucocephalus (bald eagle), 1538 nucleotides. RefSeq names its product protein tyrosine phosphatase type IVA, member 2 (gene PTP4A2). The record is from RefSeq and is a predicted model, not a curated record. Gene Ontology annotation, biological process: protein dephosphorylation; positive regulation of cell migration. Lineage: Eukaryota; Metazoa; Chordata; Aves; Accipitriformes; Accipitridae. The transcript is spliced from 7 exons. Gene Ontology annotation, molecular function: protein tyrosine phosphatase activity. Bases 900 to 1403 code for a protein of 167 amino acids. Gene Ontology annotation, cellular component: nucleus.